GGCCGAUCGUGUUUGAUGCGCAUUCUCGAUCCAACCGAAGGCCCGAGUCGAGUCUGAUGAUGGCAAUGCUGGAAUCAUUUGGGCUGAGUCACAAGACGACCCAGAACCGCCUACGGUACGGUGUACCUUCGUCCCCUCCCGUGGAUCAAGCUCUUGUCGAGUUGAUGGGUCGCAUGAUUGACAUGCUGCCCGACGACACACUCACAACGUCGCUUGUCGACAUCUACUUUUCUCGCAUGGACUGCCUGACGCAUGUGCUUCAUCAGGAGGCCUACAUGAACGAGCUCGGCCGCAUGAUGUCGACGACCCCGCCUGGUCGACCGGCCGCCGUGCGACCGGGAUGGCUCGCCAUCCACCUAUCGAUUUUGUGCCUGGCCUUUCAUAUGCUAGAGGCCGGUGAAGCCGAUCGUUUCGGAGUCUCACAGGAUGAGUUGCAGCUUCGCGCACACGCCUACUACAAUGCUAGCCACGACCUGCUUUUCGGAGCUGAUUUCCUUACAAAUCACUCUCUCGAGUAUCUUCAGUGCAUCAUCUUGCAAGGUGUCUACUUGUUCAACACCGAGGAUGGCCCGGACCGACACUACGCUAUCGUCGGCUCGGCACUGAAGAUUGCGUACAACUUGGGAUUGAACAGGCUCGGUCCAGAAACGGUCCCAAACUUACAGUGGCCGCGAGUCUGGCAGGACCCAAUCCAGCGUGACCUCGGCCGUCGCGUAUGGUGGUCGCUGAUUUGGUACGACUGGCAAUUGUCUACGGUAUACUGUUCGACAUACUCGGCCUCUCCGGCGUUCAACUUUGCGGCGUUGCCAGGAAACCACGACGAGUUGCCCAUCACUGAUAGUGUCGGAGCCUUGCCCGUGGCUGCUCUGCCCAUCCAGGAGUACACGUCAGCCUCCUGCUUCAUCUUCCGACGACACUACGACACUAUCCAACGCGAAAACGUGGAUCACCGCCGAGAGCACGAGUUUGACGAGACCGAGUACGUUCGCCGGGCAUCCCGUCGGUUGGAUGCGCUUCGUUCUGUUCUCCCUCCGCACUUUCAAAGUCUGUCAGGUGCCCAGGACGCCGCUGCUCGAUUGGACAGGCCGGUUGUCGUUUACGAGUACUUCAUCUUACGGUCCAUUCAUUUAGCGCGAGUUCUCAGAGUCCACAAGCACCACCUGUUACUGAGCUACUCGGACCGGACAUUGUUCGAGUCUGGCCAGAAAGGUGCCGCCGCGGCCAAAGAGACACUGCUCGACUUCCAUUCCGCCUGGACGGAAUGCCCUCCGCUUCUCAACUAUUGCAAGUGCCGUGGGUUGACAGAGACUGACGUCCAAGGGCUAUUCCUAUACAAUGGUUACUUUGCCGCCGCCAUCAUGUUCUUUCAUCUUUGUUACGGGCUUGCCGACCACCAGCAACAAGCCUGUCGCAAUCUGCUACAACAGACAGUAUACAUCUUUCGACAAAUCACUAUCAGCACGACCGCCCGAAAUGCGGUCCACAUCAUUGAAGGGUUGUUGGCGGCGGAGAAGGAUAUGAGGGGAUCCUCGCCGUCCCAGACCGAGGCGAUACAUGACGCGACUGAUCGAACACGGUCAAAUCCAAUGGCACGGCGCGCGUUGGAGCGCAUCUUGGGCAUCGGUCGGCACGCAGAGGCAUCUGACAACCCCGCGACAGUCGAGAACGUUGUCGCGUCAGACCCGAUCAUCGACGUCGACUUUGCCUCGUUGCUGUCGGGUGGAGGCUGGGCGAGUGGGGACAUUGAUCCCUCAAUCUUCCCACCAGGAGGAUCCGAUCUAGACGCACUCUUGGGGCUGUUUGGAUUAGACCCAGCGGACCCUGCGCCAUACCACGCAUCUCCGUUUCCAUAG
Vanrija pseudolonga is the source of this 1853-nucleotide messenger RNA. Its product is annotated as putative transcription factor lepB. Gene Ontology annotation, molecular function: DNA binding; zinc ion binding. The coding region runs from base 57 to 1853 and encodes 598 amino acids. Gene Ontology annotation, biological process: DNA-templated transcription. NCBI's taxonomy places the organism in Eukaryota, Fungi, Basidiomycota, Tremellomycetes, Trichosporonales, Trichosporonaceae. The transcript has 12 exons. The record is from RefSeq and is a predicted model, not a curated record.